Messenger RNA from Ictalurus furcatus (blue catfish), 2011 nucleotides. RefSeq names its product cAMP-dependent protein kinase inhibitor alpha (gene pkia). Bases 279 to 512 code for a protein of 77 amino acids. The transcript has 2 exons. Gene Ontology annotation, cellular component: cytoplasm; nucleus. Gene Ontology annotation, biological process: negative regulation of cAMP-dependent protein kinase activity. Gene Ontology annotation, molecular function: cAMP-dependent protein kinase inhibitor activity. NCBI's taxonomy places the organism in Eukaryota, Metazoa, Chordata, Actinopteri, Siluriformes, Ictaluridae. The record is from RefSeq and is a predicted model, not a curated record.
UCUAAACGAUGACGAUGACAGUAAAUGGUUCGAUGGUUGAUUGUGAUUGUGAUUGUGCUUAUAUUCAUUCAUCUAUAGUAACCAUAAUGUAUAACAGUGUUAACGUUUAUGGAAUAAUAUUUACUAUCUUAUCAAGCUAGACUGAGAAACCACUGAGAAACUGAUGACGAUGCAAGUCGAGAUGCUUCCUGGAAUCAUCCAUAGAAUCGUUCUUCUGAAUUUCUCUCUGCUUGUUGCUCUGUCUCUCCCAGACACUGCUAUGUUGAAAUAAAUUAGAUAUGACUGAUGUGGAGGCAACGUAUGAAGACUUCAUAGCCUCUGGAAGGACGGGCAGAAGGAAUGCGGUGCAUGACAUCCUGGGGGAAUCAGGAGGACUGGACGCUAGUGGACUCUCGCAGACGCUUUCGGAGCUCAACAUCAACAAAACAGAUGAAGGGAAUGACGGAGAGAAAAGCUCGAGCUCCUCAGACUCCGAUCCCAAACAAGAGGAGAGCAAAGCGGAGAGAACGUAACAGCCUCCUGCGCGAUUAGAAAAGAAACUUCUCAGCUCCAUCCUGUGGUGAUUUGAGGACAGGACAUGGCCGAGCAGAAACGGAGACGCCUUCUUCUACUGGUCUGCCCCGGACUCAGCCGAGGCUCUGCCUUCAAAGCGUUCAGAGGAAAAGGCUGGACUUGUAGCUUCAGCACCGGAUGAAGCGUUAAUCACUUCAGUAACAUAGCUGAUGUAGGCACUCCCUUAGCUAAUCACUGUUAGCUGUUAGCUGUUGAAAUGGAGCUAAAUCGUCCAUCAGACCCUCCAUCCCAGAGGGAUGUAGCUGGAGAUUCGUAGGAUCUUCUCAGCAUUUGACUUUCCGUCACAGAUUCAUGGAGGGAUACAUUUUUUGAUCCGCAGGCCCACUGCCAAGUUAGCCAUGCUAAGAUAUUUCUGUGUUUUCCUUGAUAUUUAUGAGUAGUAGUGUUGUUGUAAUAGCCUACGUUUUUAAAUAUUUUUAAAUAUUCAUUCGGUAUUUUAAAUCGGAUUUUGUUUCUCACUAAACGUUUCAGCUGAUGUUAUUACUGAAUACGUGCAAGAAACGAGGUUUCACAUAACACAGACGCUGCACCGUGAUCGAGUGUGAACGUGGUGUAAAAAGUGAUGCAUGACACCUAAAUAUAUUCACAGUCUGUUCAGAGAAUACACAUGUACAAAAUAUGCAGCUGUGUUCACGUGAGCUAAAUGUUUAUGGUGUUUUUCUUUUUUCUUUUUUUUUUUUGGAGCUUGUGGUUUUGAUUUUUGUUUUUAAUAAUAAAAAAAUGAAUUAAAUAUUUUUUUUUGAUCAACACUGCCCUGUAAACUUUUUUAUUUUGAGCUCACCUUGAUAGAUUUUUUUUAGCAUGUAUGUCUUCCACAUUUGUUCAAUUUGUGACAGAUUUGGUAAUAAACAUUAACGGAUGAUGUUUCUGUCAUCUUUAAUGUUUUUCCUGAUGUUUUUCUUGUGUUCCUUAAAUAAAGGCUACAUUUGGUUGGCAAAUAUGCAUUUAUAUACACAUACAUAGAUACAUGACUACAUAUUAAUUCCUGUUUAUAACUAAAAAAUUACACUCAUUGUGAAUAUAUAAAUGACCCUUUUCAACACAAAUUCAUAUUAAAAAAAUUCUCUAUGAGUACUUGCAUUCUUUAUAUAUACCAUAAUAUUUCCUUAGGAAAUAAAUUUUAAAAACUAGCACAUAAUGUAGUAUAUAGCACAGUAAUGCAGUAUUGAUGAAUAUGCAAAUUUGAGACAUGUCCCUUUCCCCUUGCGAAACAGGAUCACAUUGUCUAUGUUUGAAUAUUGAAUCCAAUAUCCAAGAUUUGCUUUGAGAAGUCUACUUGUGAGGAAUAAAACACUCCAUGUCGUGCUGUUAUAGGAAACUAAUCAACAAUGAAUCAGUUACCUCACAGUUGAUUAUAUUACUAUAACAGCAUGUCCGGAAGUGUUUUAUUCCUCUAACACCACAGGAAUUUGUCAAUGAUUAUGAUUGUUUUAUUUAU